AUGAGUACCACCGACUACAAUAACUCACAAGCGUCUGCUACGCAAGAAAAGUCGAGUUUGUCGUUGGACGCCUGUCCACCUGGAACUCCGACCGAAGCAAACAGUCCUGAUCAAGAGGAGCCGCAGUCUUCACUUACUUACAAUCUGCGCCCAAGAAACGACAAGCUCAAGACUGCAACAUGGAAGGUCAAAGAAGCAGGAUCGUGGAAGGAGAUACUACGGCUUGCUGGGCGUGCAUCUCGCAGAGGACAAGGAACAGAACGGCGCUUGCGAGUGGGACGUCGAGUAGGGUCUAAAAUGGACUUUCGUGAUGCUGCCAGUGGUACAGACCACUCUCAAGGCAGCAAACCAUUGCCUGGUUGUCGCCUCAAGGUUGAGGACUUCCAUCAAACAUUCUAUGGCCACCGGCCGGAUGGCUCCCCAGAGUUUAGACAGCGACCUAGAGGCUAA
Molecule: messenger RNA, 450 nt
Organism: Fusarium poae
Lineage: Eukaryota; Fungi; Ascomycota; Sordariomycetes; Hypocreales; Nectriaceae
Exons: 1
Coding region: 1-450 (149 amino acids)
Source: RefSeq, a predicted model, not a curated record